Molecule: messenger RNA, 1918 nt
Organism: Panonychus citri (citrus red mite)
Lineage: Eukaryota; Metazoa; Arthropoda; Arachnida; Trombidiformes; Tetranychidae
Product: elongation factor Tu-like
Exons: 5
Coding region: 218-1660 (480 amino acids)
Biological process (GO): mitochondrial translational elongation
Cellular component (GO): mitochondrion
Molecular function (GO): GTPase activity; GTP binding; translation elongation factor activity
Source: RefSeq, a predicted model, not a curated record
AAUUUUCAAUUCAAUGUUUUCAUCUCAUUAAUUAAUUUAAUUGUGACUUCUAUUAUAUUUUUGGAUAAUCGAUAUAAUUAAAGAAUCUUAUCAAAUUAAUUGCUGUUGUUUAAUCUUUGGCUCUAAUUUGCUGGUGUUACCAGGAGGUUAUUGUUUCUUUACCUUUGGUUUCUUCUUGUUUUUUUUCCUUGUCAUUUAUUGUAACCAAUUUUACUAAAUGUUUCAUAUUUCUUCAAAUGCUCGACUAUUUCUUGUCGGUACCAAUAGAAAUUUAAUCGAUUCCUUGAGAGUUGUUACCCGUCUUUAUGCCACCGAGCCUAAAGUACCUAAAAAAGGACCAGGACCUGGCGGUGCAGGAGCCAAGAAAACCUAUUCUCGGGAUAAGCCUCACAUAAAUAUUGGUACAAUUGGACAUGUUGAUCAUGGAAAGACAACUCUUACCGCCGCCAUUACGACCAUUUUGGCUGAGAGAAAAUUAGCCAAAGUUAAAUCUUAUGAAGACAUUGAUAAUGCUCCACAAGAAAGGCAGAGAGGUAUCACAAUUAACUCGGCUCAUGUUGAGUAUUCAACCGACAAGAGACAUUAUGGUCACACAGAUUGUCCUGGUCACGCUGAUUAUAUCAAAAAUAUGAUCACUGGAACCAAUAUUAUGGACGGAAGUAUUUUGGUUGUUGCUGCUACCGAAGGACCCAUGCCCCAGACCAGAGAGCAUCUUGUCUUAGCUAAGCAAAUAGGUAUUGAACAUAUAGUCGUUUAUUUGAAUAAAACUGAUAUCGCUGAUCAGGAGAUGAUUGAAUUAGCUGAGAUGGAAUUGCGAGAUGUUAUGACCGAAAUUGGUUUUGCAGGAGAAUCAGUACCAAUUGUUUCUGGUUCAGCUUUAUGUGCAUUAGAAGGUGUUAAACCUGAACUUGGUCGUGAUUCGAUUAUCAAAUUAUUAGAUGUUGUAGAUGAACAUAUUCCCGAACCACCAAGAGUUUUGGAUAAACCUUUCAUGUUGCCAAUUGAGAGAACUCAUAUGAUCCAAGGAAGAGGUACCGUUGUAACCGGUAAAGUUGAAAGAGGAAUCCUAAAGAAAGGAGAUGAAGUUUCCAUAUUGGGUUAUGAUAAAGAAAUUAAAACAUCAAUUGCUGGUAUCGAAAUGUUCAAACAACUUUUAGAUGAUGCCAGAGCUGGAGAUUCAAUUGGAGCUCUAAUUCGAGGUGUCAAACGCGAAGAUGUCCGUCGUGGAAUGGUUCUCUGUGCCCCUGGAGCGAUGCAACUUUGCGACCAUGCGAUGGCCAAAGUGUACUUCCUUACUAAAGAGGAAGGAGGAUUCCAAAAGCCAAUAUUGAAACAUCUCGUUGCCACAUUAUACACAUUAACAUGUGACAUGAAAUUCAAACUUGACAUGUUAGAAAAAGAUAUGGUUAUGCCCGGUGAAGAUGUUGAGAUGAGAAUCCAACUUCCUAAAGCAAUUGUCAUGGAAAAGGGACAAAGGUUCACAAUUCGUGAGAUGGGCUGUACAUUGGCGACUGGAGUUAUUACCGAAAUCAUGCCCAAUAUGACGAUGACGGAGAAACAAGCAUUCUUGAAAGGACGAACACGAAAGGAGAGAGAUGCCUUCCAAGAGAAAUACGCUGAAAUUUUGAAAGAAUAUACAAAGAAACCAGUUCUUGGUUGAGAAAACAAUCAAACAAUUGAACAAUUUACCUGAGUAGUAAUGAGGCAGCAAAAAUGGAAAGAAAAUUGAUUAAUUGAAUGAUUACAAUUUACACAUGUAACCUCAAUUAAUUGCCGUUAAAAUUUUCUAAAUAGCGAUUGAUGUUAACUAACAAAUUGACAGUUUUGUUUUUCCUACAAAAGAGAUGAUCACAUUCAUCAACUGUGUAGUUUUUGCUAGUUGUUUAUCAAUGAACAAUAAAUUAAACACUUGAUAAUA